AUGACCUAUUCGCGGUCACGAUCUCACGAUCGACUAUGGGGUAUACCCACAUUAAGCGGUCUCCUCUUAUCAGUCGUCCUUCUCCCAGGACACUCGCUAGCCACUAAUCCUCCUCAAAUACCCAUACUGGCGCCACAAAUACCAAUCGAAAAUCCAGACUCUUCCCCAGAUGCUCAUGAAUUUUCCCUCCGCCAUAUCUUCCACCGAGGCACCGCCGAAGAACCCGACUUCCACGCAAGACUAGAUGUUAGGCCCGAUAGCCGCUUGCGAGCUUUGUCAGAUGAUGGAUCUGAAGAGGAAUUUACGACGGCCCUGGGAACCUUGGUGGCAUCCUCAAGCCCCCUCACCAUACAACGUCUCGCGGAUCGUCGCAUUUCUGUGAUUGAAGGCCACCUUGCAGCGGCGCAGCGUCCUGACUAUGUGAUGGCUUCGUCGCCAUUAGAGUGGGUUUUGGACACUGUUGAAGGGCCCAAUAUUAAAGACAAGGAAACAGUCCUUACCUUUGCUAAGAUGACAGCCAACGAUUAUAUUUCAGAGCCCGGAACCGCAGACUGGGAAGUUAUUCAUGGCAAAUUCAACUAUUCAAAUAGCUUUGGGUGGGGCUCAGAUGGUCUGAGAGGACAUAUUUACUCCGAUAAAACAAACAGCACCGUGGUGAUCUCCCUGAAAGGAACUUCUCCAGCCCUUUUUGAUGGCGCAGGGACCACUACAAAGGACAAAGUCAACGAUAAUCUUUAUUUCAGCUGCUGUUGUGGUCAAGGAGGGUCUUACUUGUGGAGAGCUGUCUGCGACUGUCAAAAUACGACGUACACGGCCAACGAGACCUGCAUUGUCGAGUCUAUGAGGGACGAGAAUCGUUAUUACAAGUCUGCUCUUGAUCUGUAUUCCAAUGUGACUGCAAUUUACCCGAACGCAAACAUUUGGCUCACUGGUCAUUCUCUGGGUGGUGCCAUGACUAGCUUACUUGGCUUAACAUUUGGACUCCCUGCCGUGACCUUUGAGGCGAUUCCCGAGGCACUUCCUGCAGCUCGCUUGGGUCUUCCAAGUCCUCCCGGCUAUGACCCAAGGCUCCCGCAGACCCGCCAGUACACUGGCUCUUUCCAUUUUGGACACACGGCCGAUCCGAUCUACAUGGGUACAUGUAACGGUAUCAAUUCGCUCUGCACAUGGGGUGGAUAUGCACUGGAGUCCGCUUGCCACACAGGUUCAAUGUGUACUUACGAUACAGUGGCCGACAAGGGUUGGCGUGUUGGCCUGGGCACUCACAAGAUUAAAAAUGUCAUCUCUGAUGUGAUCAAGGUAUACGAUGAUGUUCCACCGUGUGCUCCGGAGGAAGAAUGUUAUGACUGCAUUCUCUGGAAAUACUUCCGCAGCAACGGUUCCGAGAUCAGUACCACCACUACGACAACGACCUCGCCUACUCCGACUCGGACGUCUACUUGCAAGACUCCAGGCUGGUGGGGCUGUCUGGACGAGUCAAGUACAACGACCCCAACCACGACGACGACCACUACAUCAACAUCCACUACAACUUGUGAAACACCAGGCUGGUUCGGGUGCAACGAUCCAACGACUACUACUGCCUCGACCUCUUCCUCGUCCAUAACAUCGACUUCAACUUGCAGUACACCGGGUUGGUUUGGUUGCAAUGACCUGCCUAUUACAACGGGUAUGCCGACAGCGACUCCAGCUCCUAUAAUGACGACGGCAAGUCCCUCUGCUACUUCAACAUGCGAGACUCCGGGAUGGUUCGGCUGUAAUGACCCUACAGCGACAAUGUCAACCACCGCAGUUGCCAAUCCCACUUCUAUUAAUACAACGCCGUCAUCGUCCAUUUGCCAUAGUCCGGGCUUUUUCUGGGGGUGCUGGGACUAG
This is a messenger RNA of Penicillium malachiteum, 1875 nucleotides long. It is a transcript of the gene atg15, whose product is annotated as triglyceride lipase ATG15. Lineage: Eukaryota; Fungi; Ascomycota; Eurotiomycetes; Eurotiales; Aspergillaceae. Gene Ontology annotation, biological process: macroautophagy; neutral lipid catabolic process; multivesicular body membrane disassembly. Gene Ontology annotation, molecular function: glycerophospholipase activity. The record is from RefSeq and is a predicted model, not a curated record. Bases 1 to 1875 code for a protein of 624 amino acids. The transcript has a single exon.